This is a messenger RNA of Caenorhabditis remanei, 3051 nucleotides long. RefSeq lists its product as uncharacterized. The transcript is spliced from 11 exons. The record is from RefSeq and is a predicted model, not a curated record. Lineage: Eukaryota; Metazoa; Nematoda; Chromadorea; Rhabditida; Rhabditidae. Bases 1 to 3051 code for a protein of 1016 amino acids.
AUGUAUUGUAUUCAUAUCACGUCCCUCCUGUUCAUAUUAUACUCCUUCACUACAUGCCAACAAAUUUGCACGGAUCAGGAUUACGAGUUCACGUAUACAAACUGCGAUGAGAAUGGAGAGAGAUGGAGGGUUGCAGUGCCACGUAGUGGAAUGCAGUGCUCGAAUCUGCCAACUCCGAGAAGAGGCUUGAAUUGCUCCUUCUCGUGUGAACCCGGUCACUACCUCGACCUAGACAGCCAACACUGUCGUCCCUGUAACCCUGGAUUCUUCAGUUUGGGAGGUGGUAUCAGAUACGAGGAGUUUAUCACAUUACCCAGUGGUUUCUCAGUGGAUAAUAUGGAUUCCAACCCGGAUACACAGUUUUCAAGUAAACAGAGUCAAGUGGUGGAAUGUCCGAAAGAAGCCGGUUGGGUGGUCAAGGACGGCGAGUUGAUCUACAUACCCACUCCAUGUGUCUCCAGAUUGUCCUUUUCUGCAAACUUAGUCCGGCCAGGAUCCGUGGAGUUCACUUAUCGAAUGCCCCGUAACAACCGUGCUCUCUCCAUGCAAGUAGACAUCCGUAACGAGCAGUGUCAGAGUUACAACGAUGUUGCCAAGUCAAUGUUUUUGAAGUACACGAAAAAAGAGAAGGAUGAAGAAGAGAGGAAUGGAGACUGGAGGAAACGGAGGAUCGAGUUGAAGUCGGGUGCCAAUGUGAUCUCAUGGAUUAUUCAGAACAAUCUGGGAUACCAGGCAUCCAGUCAACCUAUUCAUAUUGAUCGGAUUGAUGUACUAGGAUUAGCAUUCACAAGACAAUGUACCGCCUGUCCACCUGGAACAAGCUCCCCCGGAGGAUCUGCAGAAUGUAUUCCAUGCUCCCCUGGUCACUUCUCUUCUAAGGGAUCAUCCCAAUGUGGAAAGUGUCCAGAAUCUCAAUACUCUGGAUUCAAAUCCGAGAAGUGUAUUGACCGACCUCCUUGCCGUGUAUCCGACUACUAUCCAGUCCGUGAACCGUGUACAAACGGGUCAAGUCGGGCGGUCUACAAAAAAGUGUUACCGUCGAUAUGUCGAGAUGACAUGCCUUCUUCUACUAAACUCCCUCCACCAACUCCGUGGAAGACGUGUCCGAAAUGUAAUCCCGGAAUGGAGAAGAACAAGUUGGGAGUCUGCGAGUUCUGCAAGAAAGACUAUUAUUCGGAUGGGAAUUCUUGCGCCCGCUGUCCAGUCGACACUGUACCAAACUACGGACUACAAUACCAGAACUGGGAAGUUAUGCCACCAAAACUGAGCAGUCGAUGUGAAUAUAUUUCUGAAGACGUCGCAACUACUUGUAACAUUGGCGACGCCUGGCUUCCUUCCGGUGGCUCUCUCAUCUCUGCUCCAUCCCUUGAACUUGGAAUCGCCUUCGAACUAAUUCUAUCAAUUGAAGAAGGAUUCUGGAACCCUCUUGCCCCGAAACCAUCCAAAACUAUGAAAGUACCAGUGGCUCAAGUGACAAUAGUAUUCGAAACUUCAUGUGCUGAUGAGUCAUGCGCCCUCUACUUUAUAGAAGAUAUGUCAGCUGGUAUCAAGGGACAACGAGAAUCAUUCUAUCACUUUCUCGCUGCAUUCAACGGAACAAACAGUAAACGAGUCUGGAGUCAUACUGUAACUAAAAACACUCCUGCCAGAUUCAUGGUAGCAUUCUUACGGUCUGGAGUGUCAUCUGGAGAGGAUAGAAUCUCAGAUGAAGCUAGAAUCUACUCAAUCAACGUGACAAAUGUCGGGCAUCGUGGAGGACAAGGCGGCGGGGCAUCUCAAUGUCUGACAUGUUCACAUACUGCAGGAGGAGAGACGUGUGUGCCGUGUCCGGCUGGAAAUUAUAUGCACGAAGUGACGAAAUUGUGUGUAUCGUGUCCGGUGAACACGAUUGUGAACGCUUCUUCGAGUAGAGUUGGAGUCGAGAGUUGUGUUCCGUGUGGACAAGGAUUGACGUCGAAGGAUGGAGUGACGUGUACAGCAAUUGGGAAGAUUCAGUUGGAUUCUGGAGGGAAGGAUAACAAUGAGACAAAGUUCACUUAUGAUUUCUCGCCGUUUGUUGGAAGAUCAUGGAACAUCUCUGGUGUCCGCGUAUUCUCCCGAGAAGGCUCCGCCUACUACCACUUCUUUACUGUCGCCAUGUUCCCUCCUAACAUCAAAUGUCAGGAGCAAUACGAUAAUUUCGAUAUGAUAGGAUUACUGGACCAAGAUAAAGAGGCUGUUGAAGGACUCGCUUGUCGAGUGACUGCACUGCCAACUCCUAGUUCGAAUAGGUCCAAGACGGCCUACGUGACUCCGUUGUUAGUGGCGAGUCGGUUGGAUUCAAUCACUACAAGUAGGACUCAUGGGAACACGAGUUUUAGUGAUGAGGUGUUGGAGUAUGACAGCCACGACAACACGUCCCGCCCACUGGACGUCUUCUUCUGGUUCGACCCGGUUGCAUCGCUCUCCUCCACGUGUCCGAAUGGCAAUCAACUCGUAGUUGUUGCUCGUUGUCUCCCAACCAAAAAACAAAUGGAAAUGCGCCUUCCACACAGUUGUCCCGAUGGAACAUGUGAUGGAUGUUUGUUCUUGGUGAUCAUGGAAACUGCGCAGGCGUGUCCAGUUUGUGAAUCGAAUGACUAUGAGACGAUCAAUGGAGAAUGUGUUAAUGGGAAGCAGACGAUUCAUAGUAUUCCGAAAAAACACUGCGUGAUCACUGGCGCCGCCUCCCAAACGAAAGAAGUCGCUUGCAGUGCAUUCACUGCCUUCCAGAAGACCCUUCUGACUAUUCUUGUCCUCUCAAUGAUCCUCCUAUCGAUUGGAUUCAUUUGUAUUUGUAGAAGAAAUCGACGACUGGAAUACAAAUAUACGAGACUGAUUGAGUCUCAUACUGGAGAAUUGCCAGCUGUCGAGACGUGUGGAUUGGAUGAGGAUGAGGAUGAUGAUGAGCUCCAAGACCGUGUAAUCUUCUCGAAAGGCCGUCGUUCAGCUCCGAAUAACUCGAGAACAACUCUUCGAGAUCAUCGUGAAAAUGACAAUGCUGCAUUUAUUUCUCUUGACAGUGAAGAUUGA